Messenger RNA from Mytilus trossulus (common blue mussel), 1337 nucleotides. RefSeq names its product U7 snRNA-associated Sm-like protein LSm11. Gene Ontology annotation, molecular function: U7 snRNA binding. Gene Ontology annotation, cellular component: U7 snRNP. Lineage: Eukaryota; Metazoa; Mollusca; Bivalvia; Mytilida; Mytilidae. The record is from RefSeq and is a predicted model, not a curated record. The coding region runs from base 87 to 1277 and encodes 396 amino acids. The transcript is spliced from 4 exons. Gene Ontology annotation, biological process: mRNA 3'-end processing by stem-loop binding and cleavage.
UGGAAAUGUUUACGUUAUUUGAGUUGGAAAUGUAUACGAAUUAUAAUAACGGGAUUAAAAUACUUAUUUUUUAAUUCGGAACAAAUAUGUCUGCGCCCAUGGAAAAUAUUGCGGGAGAAUUGAAAGUAGAAAUAUCUGAAAAUAUUCCUGAAGAAUUAGAUUUGACAUCCCCAAAUUUGAAUCCUCUGAAAGCUCUUUACUCCGAAAAUGUAUAUUUGCCACACAAAAACCCAACAACGUUCAAUAAUCUGGCAGAAUAUGAAAAUGUUGUUAUCAAAGGAAAUGUCACAUCUAAUAGAGGGAGGGGGAGAGGGAAAAAAGUCCCAAAAGCCACCAGAACAACUACCAUAAAGCCACCUGCUGUAACAGAAGGUGUUAACACACAAGAAUCCGAUGAAAAUACUGCUAAGAUGUUAGCACGUAGAAAAAAAAUGAAUCGCAAUGUACUGACAAGAAUGUCGGAAAUUGAUGAAGGUCCCCUCACUAUUCUAAAGAAAGCUGUGGAAAAACAACACAGAAUUAAAGUUUGGACCAGAAGUGCUGUCACAUGGAGGGGCUACUGCAAAGCUUAUCUUAUAGCUUUUGAUAAACAUUUUAACCUGGCAUUGAUGGAUGUUGAUGAAACAUAUCGUAUUCCCAAAGUGAUCAGAAAACCUCUUCUGGAGACGAAAUCAAAAGAAACAGAAAGGGAUAUUGCUAUGCAAGGACUAUCCAAGACAAGUAGUGAUGAAAAGUUGACACAGGUACAAUCUGAAAAAACAUCAAUACAACAAUCAGAGAAGGAAGGAGGUGGUGAGGCAUUAACAGGUGAGAUCGAAGAAGGUCUUCAAGCAUUAACACAUGAACAAUCAGAGAUGGCAGAAGGUUAUAAAGCAUUAACAAAGGAACAAUGUCACAUGACAUUGAGUGAGAGAUUAACAGACUGUACAGACAGUGAAGAUACAGAUAGUGGUGUGGUGAGAAUGACGGAAAAUCUGUCUAUCAAUCAAACGUCAGCUAUAACCCAUUCAGACAAAUAUAGAGAGAUUGCGUCAGAAGACAUUCACCAAGAGCAGACUUCUAGAACUAGUGAAAUUUCUUCAAUAGAACCAACUAAUACUCAACAAAUCUCAGAAAGUAGCUCUAAAGUGAAAACUACCUCGAGUGCUUCUAAAUAUGCCAUGUGUUCACAAGAGAAAGAUUAUACAACAGAAAUUGAGUACAUAACCAAACAUAGACAUAUUAAUCAGCUGUUCGUCAGGGGAGAUAAUGUUGUGUCUGUUGCAUUGUUAGAUUAAAGUAUCAGUCAGGGGAGAUAAUGUUGUGUCUGUUGCAUUGUUAGAUUAAAGUAUCAGUCG